Molecule: messenger RNA, 3826 nt
Organism: Scleropages formosus (Asian bonytongue)
Lineage: Eukaryota; Metazoa; Chordata; Actinopteri; Osteoglossiformes; Osteoglossidae
Gene: slc32a1
Product: solute carrier family 32 member 1
Exons: 2
Coding region: 690-2288 (532 amino acids)
Biological process (GO): amino acid transmembrane transport
Cellular component (GO): vacuolar membrane
Molecular function (GO): L-amino acid transmembrane transporter activity
Source: RefSeq, a predicted model, not a curated record
CAGAAAUGCAGCAAAUCUCUCCUCUUUCCCCGGGUUCGGGGCGGCUGCUGUGCGCACUGGGGGCACGAGACGUGCUUCGCGAGCGCGAGUCUUUGCAUUGGCGGGCUGAUGGUGACACGUGCCUCCUCCUGCCUCCACGCGCCACCCCCGCGCUCCACGGUACCGCAUUGGCAUCGGUGACGGCGGAGGGAAACCGACUGUGGGAGCGCAGCCGCUGCGACCCUCACGGAAAAAAAAAAGAAAAAAAAGAAAAAACAUCAUAAAUGAAAGAAGCACAGACCGCUUUGCGAUUCUGGUCACUGCAAGGAAGCCCAGCAGCCUGGUUGUCGGGUCUCUUUGUGGAGUCAUUCUAGAGUCACACCUGCGUAGUUUUUUUUUUUUGUUUUUAGUCGUAAAAAAAUAAACAAAAGGGGACCCCUGCAAACAAGAUGCAAGAACCAAGCACCGACAUUUGAAGGUGACAUGAACCAGUGGAAUAUCGAGAAUAAGAGCCGUACUUUUAACAGGAAUUGGAGAUAACGACAGAAGACUCCAUAACGAGGCUCACUGACGCUCGAGGGUCUCCUGCUUUUUUUUUUCCCUGCCCUCCGCUAAACAAGUCGUCAAUUUCCAGACACAACCGGCAGCCGCAGUUAAGAGGGUAACGUCAACGUACAUAUUUUGAAACACUUUCAUUCAAAACAGAAAAGAUGGCAACGUUAAUCCGAAGCAAGAUUUCGAGCAAGCUGUCCAACGCGGCCACCGCCGUGUCCAAUAAGUCGCAGGCGAAGGUGAGCGGGAUGUUCGCCAGAAUGGGCUUCCAGGCCGCCACCGACGAAGAAGCGCUGGGCUUCGCUGCCUGCGACGAUCUGGAUUACGACCACAGACAAGGACUGCAGAUGGACAUUCUCAAGACCGACGAGGUCGGUGACGGUGGGGAAGGCGGUGGGGAUCUGGGCGACGAUGGCACUAUUGAAGGGGACAGCCGUUACCAGAGGGACGGCACCGGUCCGCCACCCUCCUCUUCCAAAGACGGCGGGGCGUGCGCCGAGCUGGGGGGGCAAGACAAGCCCAGAAUCACGGCUUGGGAAGCGGGCUGGAACGUCACCAAUGCGAUCCAGGGGAUGUUCGUCCUUGGCUUACCGUAUGCUAUACUCCAUGGUGGAUACCUUGGACUGUUUCUCAUCAUUUUUGCUGCAGUUGUUUGCUGUUACACUGGAAAAAUUUUAAUCUCUUGCCUGUAUGAAGAAAAUGAAGAUGGAGAGCUUGUACGUGUGAGAGACUCGUAUGUGGACAUCGCCAAUGCCUGCUGCGCACCGCGGUUUCCCUUGCUAGGUGGCUAUGUAGUGAAUGUAGCCCAGAUAAUUGAGCUGGUGAUGACCUGCAUCCUGUACGUGGUGGUGAGUGGCAACCUUAUGUACAACAGCUUUCCCAACCUGCCAGUGUCACAGAAAUCUUGGUCCAUCAUUGCCACCGCUGUGCUGCUUCCUUGCGCCUUCCUCAAGAACCUUAAGGCUGUGUCCAAGUUCAGCUUGCUCUGCACUCUAGCCCACUUCAUUAUCAAUAUCCUGGUAAUAGCCUACUGCCUGUCGAGGGCACGAGACUGGGCCUGGGACAAAGUCAAGUUCUACAUUGAUGUCAAGAAAUUCCCAAUUUCCAUUGGAAUCAUUGUUUUCAGCUACACAUCACAGAUUUUCCUGCCAUCUUUGGAAGGGAACAUGCAAAAACCCAGUGAGUUUCAUUGCAUGAUGAACUGGACCCAUAUUGCAGCUUGCAUCCUCAAAGGCCUGUUUGCACUCGUAGCUUAUUUGACCUGGGCUGAUGAAACCAAGGAAGUCAUCACAGAUAACCUUCCAUCCACCAUACGGGCAGUGGUCAACAUUUUCUUGGUGGCCAAAGCUUUGCUGUCCUACCCCCUGCCAUUUUUUGCUGCGGUGGAGGUCCUGGAGAAGUCUCUCUUCCAAGAUGGGGGACGCGCAAUUUUUCCAGAUUGCUAUGGAGGUGACGGACGCCUGAAAGCCUGGGGUCUCAGCCUUCGAUGUGGCCUAGUGGUCUUCACUUUGCUUAUGGCCAUUUAUGUGCCACAUUUUGCCCUCCUGAUGGGUCUCACUGGCAGUCUGACAGGAGCUGGGUUAUGCUUUCUACUUCCCAGUCUCUUUCAUCUUAAGCUUUUGUGGAGAAAGCUCUUAUGGCACCAGGUGUUCUUCGAUGUUGCUAUAUUUGUAAUAGGAGGUAUAUGCAGCAUUUCUGGCUUCAUUCAUUCAAUGGAGGGGCUCAUAGAGGCUUAUAAAUAUAAUUUACAAGAUUAAGGACUGGUUGAAAAGAUCACUGUAAACAAUACUACCACACAUUUGCUCCCUUAUGUGUUCAAUCCAACUUACAGUAGUUAACAUAUUGCAUUCCGUCUCACACGCACGCGCAUACACACACGCACACGCACAAGAACACACAGUAUUUCCACAAAAUGUCAAGCUUUAUAACUGAAUCCACGAUUCAGAGAAACAAGGGAAAAUCAAGUUUAAAAAUAUACGUUUAUAAAUAUGAAACGAGAUUUCCAUAUUUUUCAGUUUGCAACCAGCCUGAACGGGAACACAAAGAAUAAAACAAGCUAUACAGAAACAGGCAAUUUUCAUGGCUUAUGUAUGAGUUCUUUUUUCACAAACACUCCAUAUAACAUAUCAGUAAGUGGUGGUGGCUGAGGAAAACAUUGAUGUCAUGUGAUUAGUCAUAUAAUGCUAUAUGAAAACUAGAUGGGCUUUGACAUAAGUAUAAAAGUUCUGACCUUUAUGUUUAAGCAGAGGUCGGAUUUGUGUCAGUAUGAUUUAUAAUUUUUAUUUUUGCUUCCCAAACCAAAAUGAAGGCAAUAAAAUCUGACAAGUAAAGUUACUGUAUGUUAAUACAACUUAAAGACAUGUCUAUACAGAGGCCAGUUAUUUCAGAUGGCCAUGAUAUUUGUAAAUAAUAAAAAUAUGUGAGGGAACGUAUGUAUAAGGUAGUCAACCUCUUCUAAAAAUACCUUGGUUAUUAAACCCUCCAGUACAGUUAGCUAAAAAUGGACAAUAGGCAAAUGACAGAUCAAAUCUAAGAUCCUUUGCAGUCUUCCAGUACUAAUAAUUGUACUGAGGACUGUGAUAUUAAAAACAUUGUAAUAUUGUACCUAAGAGUAUCAAAAAGUGAUAAACUUAAAACUAUGCAUUUCAAUCUAUUUAUAUAUCCUAGAGUAAUAUGAAACUAAAUAUUCAAAGUAUACACCAGAAGUGGAAACCUUAAAGUUGCAUUUACACUAAAGCGCUGGAAAAAAAUAUUAAACACCUCUUUAUAAUAACCUUAAAAGUAUUAAAAUGAAAUACUUUAACGAAUGAAGGUGUUAACGGAACAAUAAACGACAAACACAAUUACAAUGAACACGUUGUGAAAUCAGACCUCCCCUCCAAAUUGCGUAAUAAUUAUAAUUAAGCCAAUUUACCAGGCAAGAAAAAAAGAUCUGAUGUCUUUGUAUUAUCUUAAAGAAAAAUUAAAAUCAUUUAACCAUAAACUCAAAACAGUUAUUUACGAAAGCAAAAUAUUUCCAGAGUUAUGUUCUCAUGUCAAUUCCGUAUGCAUUUUAACUUUAUCAUUCAACGAAACGGACUAUGAAAUAUUGAGGUUCCGUAAUUCAAUUAUUUGGGUAAAAACUUCUCAAGUUUGUUUAAAAAGUGAAAACAUGAGGACAUUUUUCAUUCUGUGCAAUCCAACAGGUCCUGUGGAAAAUGUUAUAAAACCGUAUGUGUAGUGUUAUUGUGGUUUCAAAAAGAUGGAAUGUAUAUCACAAAAUCGUUAUCAUAUAUCGUGGAAAAAAAUGAAUAUA